Messenger RNA from Thalassophryne amazonica, 2415 nucleotides. RefSeq names its product bromodomain-containing protein 2-like. Gene Ontology annotation, cellular component: chromatin; nucleus. Gene Ontology annotation, biological process: regulation of DNA-templated transcription; chromatin remodeling. The record is from RefSeq and is a predicted model, not a curated record. Lineage: Eukaryota; Metazoa; Chordata; Actinopteri; Batrachoidiformes; Batrachoididae.
GAUUACCAUGACAUUAUCAAACAACCCAUGGACAUGGGGACAAUCAAGAAGCGCUUGGAGAGCAACUACUACUGUAGUGCAAGUGAGUGCAUUCAAGACUUCAACACAAUGUUCACCAACUGCUACAUCUACAACAAGCCCACAGAUGACAUUGUGUUAAUGGCUCAGUCCCUGGAGAAGAUCUUUCUUCAAAAAGUAGCCCAGAUGCCCCAAGAAGAAUUUGAGCUGCCUCUUCCAUCAUCCAGUAGCAAAAGUGGCAGGGGACGUGGCCGGAAACCUAACGCAUUGAAAGCUCAGCAGGUGCCAGCAGUGUCUCAGUCAGCAUACUCGCCCUCUUCAUCGGACACAGAGGAGUCCAUGCUGGCUAGCUCUCCCCAGACUGUGGUAACUAAAAGCUUGCCUCCAGCCAACAUCAUUGGCUUGCCCCCAACGCAGCCCACAACCAAGAAGAAAGGUGUAAAACGUAAAGCAGACACCACCACCCCAUCCACUAUGGGCUUGACUGUGAGUUUGUCUGGAGCAACGCAUAUUGCAGGCUUGGGUAAGGGAGGCCACAGGGGCCAGGUCCAUGAGUCGUCCCUGCACAACCUCUCCUCUUUGGGCAUAAUGGAUGCAUCAUCUGGGAUGGUUAGGAGCACCUCAGGUCCUCUUCUGCUUCAGCCCAUGAUGGCCACCACUGGGCGUAGAGUGGGCAGUGGUCGCCCCAAACCUCCUAAGAAGGACUUACCUGAUUCUAUUCAGUCUCAGGUCUCACGAAAGGAAAUUGAGUGUGCGUUGCGAUACUGCAGUGGGGUGUUGAAGGAAAUGUUGUCCAAGAAACAUUUAGCGUGUGCCUGGCCUUUUUACACACCUGUGGAUGCAGUUGCACUAGGGCUUCAUGACUAUCAUGAUAUCAUCAAGUGCCCAAUGGACCUCAGCACCAUCAAGAGAAACAUGGACCUUCGUGAAUACAGGGAUGCUAGGAGUUUUGCUAGUGAUGUUAGACUUAUGUUCUCCAACUGUUACAAAUACAACCCACCUGACCAUGAUGUUGUAAACAUGGCACGGAAGCUGCAGGAUGUGUUUGAGUUCCGUUUUGCCAAAAUGCCAGACGAUUCAUCUGUAAACCAUUCAGCCCUGUCUAUGAGUGGACAUCCGAUGUCUUCAUCAUGCUCUUCGACAUCCACAUCAUCAUCCUCCUCAACCUCUGAGAGUGAGCCCAGCAGUGAGAGUGAAGAAAGUGAGAGCACCCUUAGCUCUGACAGUGAAGAGGAGAGAGCACACCGUCUGGCUGAGUUACAAGACCAAGUGUGCACUCAACUCCGUGCAGUGCAUGAGCAGCUGGCUGUUCUUUCCCAAGGCCCCAUUUUGAUACCCAAGAAGAAAAAAGAGAAGAAAGAUAAGAAAAAGAAGAAGCUGGACAAGCGAAACAGGGGUGGUCGAAGUCGAGCUGGCUCUGAAGAAUGGAGGAUGCCAGGAAAUAGGCUGAAGCCCAAGUCUGCCAGAGCAUCUUCCUCUCACACCAAGAAAAGCCAGGGGAAGAAAAGUAGCAAGAACAGCAAAAAUAUAAAGAAGCCAUUCUAUGCCCCACCGGCCUCCUCCAUGUUGCCACACUAUGACUCAGAGGAAGAGGAGGAGAUUGUCCCAAUGACAUAUGAUGAGAAGCGCCAGCUGAGCCUCGAUAUUAAUAAGCUGCCCGGAGAGAAGCUAGGUCGUGUCGUCCACAUCAUCCAAUCCAGGGAGCCUUCACUGAGGGACACCAACCCUGAAGAGAUCGAGAUUGACUUUGAAACACUCAAGCCAUCAACACUUAAAGAGCUGGAGCGUUACGUCAUGACAUGUCUGAGGAAGAAGCCCCGUAAGCCUUAUGCUGCAACAAAAUCCAGCAUUGGAAAGUCUAAGGAGGAGUUGACAUUGGAGAAGAGGAGGGAGCUGGAGAGGAGGCUGCAAGAUGUCAGUGGACAGCUCAACUCUGUCAAGAAACCACCAAAACCAAAAGCGGAGAAAGUCAGUUCUGCAGAAAUUCCAGGGCAGCCCUCCCAGCUCAGUGGCAGCAGCUCCAGCUCAGACUCAUCUUCCUCCUCAUCUUCAUCAUCCUCAUCCUCCUCAGACACCAGUGAUUCAGACUCAACUUAAGAGUCUUGGAGUUGAAGACUAAAGACACUGAUAACUCAGGGACCUGGGCUGGCCCAGGACUCAUCACACCCUGAAACACCUGUUGGAGUAUUUGGUACAGUGCACACACUCCCAAGUUGACUACUGAGAUCUUUUGAAUGUGGGACUGAGAGAUGUGGAAAAAGUUGAUGUGUAAUCAUAGAACCCAAACACUAAAUGCCUUGGUGUAAUCUUCCUCUCCCCUGUAAAUAUCUGUACAAAUUUCUAUUUCUUUUAUAAAGAAGAAUUUUAUUGUGAUCCCCUAAAGAGGACUCAUGAAAA